Rhinolophus ferrumequinum (greater horseshoe bat) is the source of this 4012-nucleotide messenger RNA. It is a transcript of the gene LDAH, whose product is annotated as lipid droplet associated hydrolase. Gene Ontology annotation, molecular function: lipase activity. Bases 149 to 1153 code for a protein of 334 amino acids. The record is from RefSeq and is a predicted model, not a curated record. Gene Ontology annotation, cellular component: lipid droplet. Gene Ontology annotation, biological process: lipid storage. The transcript has 7 exons. NCBI's taxonomy places the organism in Eukaryota, Metazoa, Chordata, Mammalia, Chiroptera, Rhinolophidae.
CUGGUCUGGGGCGCAAGGCUACACUACGUGGCACUCCUGCUACACGGCUGCUGCUUCCUGAGUAACGAGCUGGAGAUAGGAGGUGUGUAGCAGCCGGCCAAAUGCUGGAGAAAGCUGUGCUCUGUAGGCACCUGGCCCUAGAGCAGAAAUGGACUCAGAAAUCAAGGAAGAAAUUCCCGUGCAUGAGGAAUUCAUUUUAUGUUGUGGAGUUGAAACCCAGGUUUUCAAAUGUGGGCCCUGGACUGACCUCUUGAAUGAUCAAAGUGCCAACAGGCCAAAGCUGCUUAUUUUCAUUAUUACUGGUAACCCAGGUUUUCCUGCCUUUUAUGUGACAUUUGCAAAGGCUUUGUACUCUUUAAUAAACAGACGCUUUCCAGUUUGGAUUAUCAGUCAUGCUGGGCAUGCUUUGGUCCCCAAAGACAAGAAGAUUCUUACAACCUCGGAUGAUCCAAAUGCUCAAGAAAUUAAGGACAUCUAUGGACUCCAUGGUCAAGUAGAACACAAGCUCGCUUUCCUGAGAACUCAUGUGCCAAAGGAAACGAAACUGGUGGUCAUCGGCCAUUCAAUUGGCUGCUAUGUUGCCCUGCAGAUUCUGAAGCACGCCCCUGAGCUCCCAAUAAUUCGCUCCUUUCUGCUCUUUCCAACAAUCGAGCGAAUGUCCGAGUCACCCAGUGGCAGGAUCGCCACUCCGUUACUGUGCUGGCUGCGGUACAUUCUCUAUGUUUCCAGCUACUUACUGCUUAAACCAUGUCCGGAGAAAAUCAAGUCCUGGUUGCUCAGCGUGGCCCUUCAGAAGAUGAACGUGCAGAGUGACUUUUCACUCCUGAAUCUGUUGGAACCGUUCUGCCUUGCUAAUGCUGCCUACCUUGGGAGCCAAGAAAUGAUGGAGGUCGUGAAGAGAGACAAUGAGACCAUAAAGGAACAUUUACCUAAGCUUACAUUUUACUAUGGUACUAUAGAUCCUUGGUGUCCAAAAGAGUACUACGAAGACAUAAAGAAAGAUUUUCCAGAAGGAGAUAUUCGACUCUGCGAGAAAAAAAUACCUCAUGCUUUUACCCUCCAUUUUUACCAGGAAAUGGCUGAGAUGGUAGCUGGCUGGCUAAAGGACGAUCUGUCCCAAAUAGAAACAGAGACAGAAGGAAACAAGGACUGACAACUAGCACAGAGAGGCAAUAGCUAGCCUGUCUCUUAGUAGUAAGUAGUGUACUGAGUAGGUAAAUGUUUAAUUUUAACAUUUGAUAUUCGAAGAGAAAAAGUAAGAACCUCUUGGCUUCAAGACUACCCGCACCCAGUUCCCCCUGCUCCAGGCUAAAUGAAGUAAACAUAACUGAUGAAAUAUUCCACAGGUUAAACCACACAUUUUCCAAGACUCAGGGAACACAGGGAUCUAAACAGGUCUCUUAUGUUUGCACAAGAUACCCAGUGGCACCAUCCAGUUUAUUUUGGUAGGCAGGAUCCCUGCAGACAAAAGGAAGUCCACAUUUAGUUGAUUUUAAUCGAGUUACAUUAUAGAAUGGGCUCUCCAGGAAGAAAUUAUGAAACAUUCCUAGAAAAUGUAACAGAGAUCAGUGAACAUUAAGUGUAUAGUCAGGUAUGUGAAGUGUGUGAGAUCAUGAGAAGGACACACUCACGUUCCAGCAGCAGGAAGUGACAAGCGUGGAUCUUGGCAGUGGACCCGGGUCUCCCUUAAGGACAGAAGGUGAAGAUCAGCCCAGACCAAGUUUGUGCAAGUCGUGGCUGAGAUCAUCAGAAUCAGGCUGGAUACCAGGGCAGCCUGCAGACCCACCUGUUAACUACCUUGUAGGAUGUCACAGACAACCACGUCGGCCUUUUAUCUGGCCACAGUGGCACAGGCCCAACACCAGGGGAGCCAUUGCUUUUCUCCAUCUCUGAGAAGCUUCCCUGAGGACUGUGAUUCCGUGAUCUACCUGCAUUAAGCAGAGAAGGAGGUUCGCCAGCCAUUGCUCUGGUCAGCAGACCGGAUGAGAGUUGUUGAAGGAUCCUGACUCUUCCUCCUACCACAAGACAACAGCAAACUCUGUGCUGAGCCUUAGUCUGCCGGCUUGUGAGCUCCCUGUGGGCUUGUCUUCUCCAGAGACAGGAUGGGGAGGCCCUGGACUAUCCCAAAUCAAGCCUGUACCUAUCCCAUGCAGUUGCCCCUUCUGUGGUUUUUUUCAGUGAAACUCAAGUGAGGACCAGCAAUGAGCCAACUACCAUGCUAGGCACUGAGGAUGGAGUUCUUAGCUAUAUUAUGAUUCUUUUGAAAAUCUUCUAGUAAGUAAUUUUCAAAAGGACAUCUUUAAAUUGGUGACUAGAGAUUUACCAAAAAUAAGUUCUCCAUUCCUAUAUUAGCUUUGUUAGCUGGAAAGAAAUUGUUUUAUUAAUGGACCAAAACAAGUCAUUAAACUUUGUAAAUUCAGCAGAGAAGAAGCUUGCUCUCUGGCCUAGAGUGCUUUGCUGCCUUCCCCAGACUGACUCAAUCCUGGGACCCUGUGAGCCAAUAAAUCGCAUCGACUGCAGUGAUGGUUGACCAUGGAUCAGAAACCUUCACUUUUCUCCUAGAGAAAAUCCCUCAGGCGUUGGCAUUCCUUAAUGACAAAAGGAUGUUGGCCUUCCUCUCAAAACUUACAACCCCCUGAUGAAAGAUUCAGUUCUGAUAUGCUGCCAGCUCCGGGGUGAGAGUUGAAGGAGCCACUGUCCUUUGGCAGGUCGUCUGCAUCAGAGCAAAUGACUCCUGGGAGGAUAAGACCCAAGCUGAGGCCCCGGAAAGGAGCCAGUACACACACAGGCCGUGGGCAGGGGCCACACGCAGAGUCCUUAUGGCAUCUGCAUGGGAAGGCCUUCUAGAAAUCUGACGCUAGAAGCUAAGACGCGUGGCUCUGACGUGCCUUGCAUGUAGGAAUUGCCCAGUAACUAACUUGAGCACUUAAGCAAGUUCUGGGUAAAUGAAACCUACUGAAAUAAAGAAUAGCAUCCCCAGCUUUUCCUUUAGCAUUACUUUGCACAUUACUCUGUAUUUCAAAAGUCCACAUGUAUGAAAUUGUAUCUUAUUUUGGUUUUUCAGAGCUUAAAAAGUGAUAAAAAGUAACAUGUUGAAGUACAAGAUACUGGCUCUUAUUUCCCAUUUGUCAUCUAAGCACCAAUAAUUUUUGAAAUAAAUGUUUUACUGACACGUAGACCUUGCCUGGCCUGGUCUCUGCACGGGGGGAGGAGAAGCACAACCUGAGCAGCUCUUCUGCGCUAGACGCUGGUCCAGGUCUCUGUGUGAAACUGAAAACCCACUUUCUCAAUGCUUCUUUUAGAGAAGGAAGAAUCAGAUAUCAGGAGAUUGAAGUUGAUUUUAUUUUAUUAGGAAUUAAAAGACUGAAUGUCUCCAUACAUAUGUAUGAUAAAGUACGUGAACUCUGGAGGUAAAAAUCACACAGAUGGUAAAGCUGUGUGAUUUUCAGGCAACUUCAUCUAACUUCUCCACGCCUCAUCGUCCUCACUUAUAAGAUAGGCUUAAUAAUAACGCACAUGUAACGUUGGAAAAAUGAAAAAAGAUGAUAAAAUUAAAGCAUUGAGCAAAGUAACCUGACUAUCUAAUUGGCUAUAAUCAUAAUUAUUACUAGACCUCAUAAUAAUAAAAACUAAAGCCUAAGAUUAACAAGCAGUGGAUGUAAUCCAUUUUCCAGUAGCAUUUCUGCCGGUAUUGCCCAGUCAGCCACAUGGAUGGGCCUUGUCAAAGAUUUAACUCCGUACGGGGUUCUCUACUGCUGAGUGAAAAGCCUGUGGUUGUUCUCCAUCUGCUCUGGACCAUGGAGAGGACGUCCAGCGGCGGCUCUCAUGGCCUCAUUUCCAAGGCAGGGCGCUCUCGCCAUCUGCUGCUCCACUCAACCCUUGGAAAGCCGGUGGCCUCCAAAGGCUUGACUUUUCUUCACCCUACAUUAUGUUAAAUUUUAAUUUAAUUCCCGAUUAAAGGAGACUAAGGAGACAUGACAACAUGAUUGUAACACCUGAUUCUGGAUUAGAU